Messenger RNA from Neolamprologus brichardi, 4131 nucleotides. The record is from RefSeq and is a predicted model, not a curated record. Lineage: Eukaryota; Metazoa; Chordata; Actinopteri; Cichliformes; Cichlidae.
AGCCCCCGAAGGCCAGGGUUACUUCCUGCCUUUUGUAACUUUACUGUACACAACAUAGAAUUACAGCGAUCGCGGCGGUGGCUUCUCUCACUUGAUGAACUCAAAGCUACCCAGAACUAGUCAUGACUCUACAGGAGCAGCAGGAGUUCACAGACAACCUGGAUUCAGCCAAGUCCUGGAUGAAAGCCAUCCAAGAGAGGCUGAAGGCCAAUGACAACACGCAGGGCCCCCGUCAGGCUCUGGAGGCCAGACUUAGGGAGACAGAGAAGAUCCGCCAGUCAGAGGAAGAAGGCCGUGUGAAGAUGGACAUGGUGCUGGUGGCUGCUGAGCAGCUUCUGCAGGAUGGAAAUGAAGAGCUCAGGAACCACACCCAUACUCAGCUCAAAGACCUGAAAGGCCUCUGGGAAGAGACCUGCACCUACAUCACCCACUGUCACAGUCGCAUAGAGUGGGUGUGGCUGCACUGGAGCGAGUACCUGAAGGCCUACCAAGAGUUUGAGCUGUGGUUGACAAAGCAGCAACGAAGCCAUGAUGUCGAGCUAGAAGCGCAGCUGGGAGUGAAAGAGAAGCUUUGGCAGGUCGAUCAGCAGAGGGUGGUGGUGAGUGAUAUCAAAGGCCAGGCGGUGCUACUGGAGAGGCUGCUGGAUGAGGCAGCUGCUCUGCACAACAGAACCCAGGACCCCAGUGUGGAUCCUCAGGCCCAGGAGAGACUGCAGGAAGCGUACAAUCAUGUCAGAGACAGAGCUGAGGAACGUCUUUCACUGCUUCAGAAGAUCUGCGAGCAACACCAGACACACCAAGGUUGUGUUCAGAGGUUCCAGUCCUGGCUGCUGUCAAAAACCAAGGAACUGACUGAAGUGAUGGGGAGGAAUGACACAGCUGAGGAAAAGCUCAAAGCAUUAAAAGCUCUGGAUGACAGUGUGGCCUGUGAGGAGAAGGCCCUGCUGGAUAUUGAAGGUAUGGUGGAAAGCCUCAGGCCCAACACGUCUCCUGCGGGAGUGGAAGAAGUGGUUGAAGAGGCGGAGGAACUGAGGCUGGGCUGGCAGAGACUGAGGGAGGGUCUUUGCAAGGCAGAUGAAGGCCUCCGCUCCAGCCUGGAUACUCACAGUCAGUACAUGACCCGGUGCCAGCGGCUGGGAGACGAUAUCGGCCGCCUCAGAGAGCAGCUCAAAGGGCUGGACCAGGAACUGGAGGAGACCCAGGACUGCAGGGAUCGCAUUGACCACACUGAAGAGCAAAUGGUUGGCCAGUGGACAAAAUACACGGGUGUGAGGAAUACUUUAGCAGGGGAAGAAUCCCAGGUGGAGCUGCUCAAGGCUCAGCUCAGGGAGCUCUUCAGGUUCUCAGAGGACUCGCGUCACCUUUCUCAUGAUGUCUUGGCUGUUGUUAAAGAACAUCAAAGGUAUUGUCUCCUGAAGGAAAGUGUCCAGCUGCAGGAGCGCUUCAGUCUACUGGAAGUGAAAGGGGACCUGCUAGACUCUGUGUUUGGUCCUGAGAGGUCUGAUGGACUGCAGAGCGAACUGAGCACUGCCAUGAGGAACAGAGAACUGUUGCAUGUUCAGCUGCAGCAGAGGAAGAGCAGGCUGCAGGCAUUCAUUUCAAGAACCAAGGACUUCACUGACACCUACAAGCUGAUGUGCUCAAAGUUGUCCAGUAUCAAAGGCAGACUGAUGACAGCUGAUGGGCUACAGCCUGACAUUCUCGCCAAAAAAAGCCAGUCAGACCAGUUUGGGGUCAUCCUGAAGGAUGUAGAAGACUAUGAAGCCCAGAUUAUGGCACUUGAGACUCUGGUCUCCUCCAGUCAGACCAACAGGAUUCAGUUUGAGAAACUCUGUGAUGAAUGGAAACAUCUGCACAUUGCAGUCAAGGCAAAGGUAGAUGAGAGUGACAAAAUUGUUGCAGAACACGAGAGGUUCCAUGACAGCCUUCUAAACAUCGAGAAGUGGCUGAUGAUCAUGAAGCAGAAGCUGAUGUCCUUCCACAGCCCAACAGGAGAGUGGAGCAUAGAGGGGCGCCGGCAUGAAGCUGAGAGAGCACUGGGAGAGUUCCCAGAGAAGGAGCUCCAGCUGCAGCAGGUGGAUAUUCAGGGUCAGGGAGUUUUAAAGAAGACUUCUGAGGAGGGGCAGGUCCAUAUUCUUGGAGACAUGAAGCGCCUAAAAGACUCUUGGUUGGCCCUGUACGAAAUGAGUCUGAAUCUGCACAGUUUCCAGGAGAGCCGAGGACACCAUGAAUCCAGGAGGAAGGAGUUUGAUUCUUGGCUGUUCAAACAGAAUGAACUCCUCUCUGAGAUUCUCAGCUCCACAGGAGCAGCACACAGCGCCAAAAAUGUCCGACUCAAGCAGGAUACACUCAAGGUGAGCUUUAACCCUGUAUUACUUCUUUAUCAGCAGAAACCUGGACUGCUGCAGCGGGUUUGUCGGUUGGCUCUUCCUCUGUGGCUCCUCUUCCUCGCUCUGCUGCUCCUGGCCUUCUUGCUGCCCCUCAUGGAUGAAGGCAAUAGCUGCUCUCUCUCUAACAACUUUGCCCGAUCCUUCAACAUCAUGCUCCGCUACGAAGGACCUCCACCCACAUAGGAGAUUUCCUGUGACAACAGAAGACAACAGAAGACUCUGAUGGGCUGUGGAUUAUGUAGGAAAUGUUGACUUGAUUACCUAAGACCCGGCAUUCCCCUGUGAUUGAAGAUCAUAUGUAACUGUACUGGACCACAGAGCUGGUCUACCCAAACUUCAGUCUAAAGUCUGCAGUGCGUAUCUCUCUGUGACAGAUCGAGUCUAAACGAAUAGUGCAACCUAGAGCAUCGAGUGUAUGCAAACAUUUUGCAUUCUGCACUGCAUGGUUAAAUGUCUUCUAAGGUUUUCUCACUAUAUGAAACCAUGAUCUCAUAACCAUGUGUAAAACUGCCCAUUACAUUAGAAGUAUUAAUUGGCACAUCAGUCAUUCUUAAUCUUCUCAUUUACAGAUGUGAAGUGUCUAUGAAGACAGGAGAAAGCUCAACAUCUAUAAAAUCCAUCCCGCAUAGCCCUGACAUGCUUUUGAGUUUGAGCUUGGGACUUUUAGAUUCGUUCAAUUCUUUUUUUCUUUUUUUUUUCAUUUAGUAUCAUUUUUACCAGACUCACAUGAAUCUAAUUUUCUUACUUUGAAAAUUUGAGGAGACGUGGAUCAGUGCUUGUUUACCAUUUGAUUGGAGACUGAUUAUCAGCUGACUGGGAUUGUUUUAGUUUGACUAUUUAAAUCCACCAAAGAGAGAUUUAGAAAUUAAAACAUGACGAGCCAAAGUCACAGUUUUGUUGAACAAGAAGGCUGAAACCAAAGACUGUAGCAGCGAUGCUAGACACGGUACUUUGGCGUUUAUACAUUUUAAAUGACAAAUAUCUUACCAUAUUUCCUCAAAUAAACCCUUGUCGCAAUUUAAAAGCUUUAUUUCUAAUGGUUGCCAAAGGUCGAGUCAACAGGAAUAUUAAAGGCUCAAAUCAGAGCCUUUAUACUUAAAAAAAUAAAUAAAAGCCCUGUAAACUGAAGCUCCAGGACCUUUAAUGUCACUCAGAACAUUUUUAUUAUAUUUGCAGACAGUCUGGGUUUUUCUGUUUCUUUGUUUCAACAUGCUCACUGUUUGCUUGUGUUUUGAAGUUGUGACAUCAUCAGUGCAGCUGACUACAGUUCCUGUGUUGAUCAUCAUGCUGAUGCUCUGCUCAUCUACGUAAAGAGUAAAGGAGAAGCUCCUGGUGACUCUCUGAUAACUGUCAUGGCCACUUUUCACAGUAAUGCAUUCCCUUCAUUUGUGGUCACUGUUGGAGUAAAUACAGUAGUUUGGAUUAGACCGCCCUUGUAUUCUGACUUCUGGGGAGGAACAUGGACUCUUUAAUACUGUCUUUAAAAAGUCUCCAGGUCAUGCUAUGCUUCCAUUUGUCUUAUCUGUUUCUUAGGACAGCAUCUGAAAUAACUGAGAAUGAGAGCGAGCAGGCCAUUGCAGUUGAUCAAAGAAGCCUUGCUUGUAAGAAAGAACAAAAGAGUCUAUAGCUCAGUGCACUGAUGAUGUCAGAAUAGAGUAAAAUGUGCCAAAGGGUGGAUGGGUAUUCCUGUUGCCGGCCAAGUGUCCAUGUUUAAUGAUGUAUCGAGCUGGAAAUCACUUCU